CGCACCGACGUAAUCAAACAAGAACAGGAAACUACGUUCCUGGAGUAGGGAAAUUAUAUCCCGAGAUUGAAUUGUCGCCCGUAGCCUAUUUGUUUUAUUGUAGCCGACUGUAGACUAGCACACGGCAUUACACCCAUUCAGAAACAUCCUUAGCCUGCAUUGACACAGGAAACAUUAAGCAGAUUGGACCGUGACAGCUCAGCUUUGAAGGGCGUUAGACGAGAAAAUACCCUAAUACGAAUCAGCCGGAACAUUUCCCGGUCAGGUGUCAAGUAUGGCUGAUCUGCUGAAGCUGCUGCUGCGUGUGGCAGAGAAGGCGGCCAACGUGGCCCGCGUGUGCAGGCAGGAGGCCCCUCUCUUCCAGCUGCUGGUCCAGGAGAAGACUGGAGUGGAUAAGAACAAGAAGUUUGUCCAGGACUUCAAGACACUGGCUGAUGUUGUGAUCCAAGAGAUGAUCCGCCAUGAUGUUGGAGCUCAGUUUCCUGAAAUGAUUGACCACAUACAAGGAGAGGAGUCUAACAAGUUUGAGAAUGGACUAGGGGAGAGUGUGAUAGUCACAGUGUGUGGGACGGAGAAGGAGACCGCAGCCCUGCUGGCCACAGUGCUGGAUGGGGACCAGACGGCGGCGACUCUCCUGGCGUGUGCCAUCCACCAGGACGCUAAGCUCACACUCACUGACACGGGGACAGACGACCUCCACAUACCCCUCAGCCCCUCUGACCUGGGCAUCUGGAUCGACCCCAUCGAUGCCACCAGCCAAUACAUUGAAGGUCGUGAGGAGGCGGCGGUGGAGGGGCGUCUCUGUCCGUCAGGUCUGCAGUGUGCCCUCGUCCUGAUCGGGGUUUACCUCCGCGCUACUGGGGAACCCGUCAUGGGGGUCAUCAACCAGCCCUUCAACCACAAAGACCCAACAGGCUGGAAGGGCAAGCAUUUCUGGGGUGUGUCGUGUGGGAGCGUCAAAGCCUGCUCCGUGCUCAGACCUAAAGACAGACCUGCAAAGACGACAGCAGCGGGAGGACCAGGGCUCUCAGUGGUGAUGAGCUCCAGUGAAAAGCAGGCAGUGAAAGAGGCCCUGGCCCCUCUGUGCGGGCCUGACAGGCUGAUGUACGCCUCGGGGGCCGGAUACAAGAUCCUGUGUGUGAUCCUGGGCCUGGCUGACGUCUACGUCCUCUCAGAGGGCAGCACAUUCAAGUGGGACUCCUGUGGCCCCCAUGCCCUGCUCCGUGCACUGGGUGGGGGGAUGGUGGACCUUAAAGAGUGCCUCCACUCCUCUAGCUCCAGCCACUGUCAGGUGGGGCACCAGGACCAAGGGGAACUGACCUACCACCAACCCCACACAGAGAGCACUGGGGCAGACCACUGGGCCAACCAGGGAGGCCUAGUGGCCUAUCUCAACUGUCAAAUUCUCCAUAGGGUUAUUGGGGAACUGAAGGGCAAGUUUUAAAGGAAGAGUAGCUGAUGAUGGUGGGCACAAGUAUCAUUGCUUAUAAGGUUGUGCUGCUUAAUAUUCUAUUUUUGGAGGGUCAGUGGUGUUUUUCUAUCAACUAUGCUGUCCAAGUUAUUUUUAACAGCUAUAUAUUUGCAAAUGUAAAUAUAUGAAGGAAUAUAAACAUGUUAUUAAACUAACUACAGUAGUUGGUAUGUUUAAAGGUGUUUUGUAAAAGAUUAAGAUAUACCUAAAUGGAAGGUCUUUUCACAGUUACUGGUUCUCUCAUUGUCAAGUAGUGUGUUGGUGGCAAAUCAAACUUCAGGGAAGACCGGAGUGCUGUUUUAAGUAUCCCAUUUAUCCCAAAGCAAGAUAAUCAGAAUUGAAAGAUACAGGUAAGAAUGGGAACAGGCAUGGUUCAUGAAACAGUAGCACACACUGCACAGAUAAAACAUGAUUUGUCUGUCAUACCAAAAUAUGGCUAAUGGUAAUAACCCUUUUAAUUUAAGGAUUUCUGCUGGACCUACCAGAGAAUCUCUUGAUGACCCAGUUGAAGUAGUGGGACAGGGAGGUGUUUAGUAAAUAUCCCAGUGUCUCCCUUUUGACAAGCACUAAUGGUGUGUGAGGUGAUAGCGGAGAAAACUCAAAUAAGCUGGCUUCUGGAAUCUGCAGCGGCCCAGAAAAUGCCUUUUAUGGAAGAGAGGUGUGUUCUACACUGUUUCCAUAGGGCUAGCUGUAUGACUUCGGAUAAGUCAGGUCAGAGGAGGAAAAAGACAUGAAGUGCCUGUUUAAUUUUUGGUUUACUGUAAAUUAAGGAUUAAACCCCUUUGAAGGAAUGGGGAAGAACUGUCACGUAGCGAUGCCCGGUGGCUUUCUGGAGCUAAUGUAGAAAACGGGUAAACCAGGUCAUGAUGUUCACAAGGGUUUUGCUCUGUUAUGGGAUCAGGUUUGUUCAAUAGAAGUCAACCUGUGGAGGAGAUUAUUUUCAACCAUCACCUGCACCACUUCAUUGACACACCCCAGAGGCUAGUGGGAAACAGUAGUCCAAAGGUGUAGUCAUUAUAAAGAGCUGGAUUCAAUCCAUAGCACUGAAGAGCUAAGUUGUACACCAAUUUACAUUUUAAAGGCAAUGUUUCCGCAUUAACGGAGACUGCAUUCACGGUAAACGCUGCAUAUGUUGGCUCAGUCGGUAAUAACCUUUCAAUUUCAAGCACGCUAUAGCGCUGAACUUCGGUGAUACGGAUUGAAUCCAGCCCUAAAUGUUACUGUCCCGGGUGUCUCUAUGGUCUUCCAUCAGAAAAACAGAGCCAUCCUAAAGGACCAGCAAGUUGUGUUGUGGACCACACCACUUUUGUAUAAAAAUGGGUGGGAUCUAGUGUAAAUUCUAAAUGAAUGAGUAUGCUCCAGAAGGGCCAUUAGCAGGUCCCCUGGUUUCUGCUCCAUUGGAAUGACACAGCAUUCUCCUGUCUUGUGAGUUGUAACUUUAAGACACAAUUCAAUCCACGUAAUUCACAAAACAAUGAAAGUCCAUUCAUCCAUCUGUAGGAAAUCAGCUUUACUAUGAAAUCCAGAAAAAAAGCUAAAAUCAACUGAACAGUGAUGUUUCACAAUUGCAAUAAACUCACACCUUCCUACCCCCCAAAACAUUUUUUUUUAAAUGCACAUUUAACCCCCGAUUGUCAGAUUUUUUGCAAUCUUUUUUUUGCAUAUACUGUUUAAAAAUAUAAAUGGGGAAAAAUUAAAUGAAUCUGGGAUUAGCAGGUCCCCCAGCUCUACCACGCUGGGAGCCGUUAGUUGACUUGCCGUUUUAGGCUGCUACUUAAGCCAUACAUUCUCAAG
Molecule: messenger RNA, 3265 nt
Organism: Oncorhynchus kisutch (coho salmon)
Lineage: Eukaryota; Metazoa; Chordata; Actinopteri; Salmoniformes; Salmonidae
Gene: inpp1
Product: inositol polyphosphate-1-phosphatase
Exons: 6
Coding region: 275-1444 (389 amino acids)
Biological process (GO): phosphatidylinositol phosphate biosynthetic process
Molecular function (GO): inositol-1,4-bisphosphate 1-phosphatase activity
Source: RefSeq, a predicted model, not a curated record